Hevea brasiliensis (rubber tree) is the source of this 2507-nucleotide messenger RNA. RefSeq names its product LEAF RUST 10 DISEASE-RESISTANCE LOCUS RECEPTOR-LIKE PROTEIN KINASE-like 2.1. Gene Ontology annotation, molecular function: ATP binding; protein kinase activity. Gene Ontology annotation, biological process: protein phosphorylation. Lineage: Eukaryota; Viridiplantae; Streptophyta; Magnoliopsida; Malpighiales; Euphorbiaceae. The transcript is spliced from 3 exons. Bases 387 to 2303 code for a protein of 638 amino acids. The record is from RefSeq and is a predicted model, not a curated record.
UUUUAAUAUUUUAUAUAUCUUCUUUCAAUUUAAAUGAGUGUAAUGACUUCUCAAUUUUAAUUUAUAUUAUAAAAAUUUUUAAAUUUCAAUUUAAUAUAUAAAAAACUAAUUAUUAAUUUUCCGAUUAACUGAGGAUAAAAUAUCAAUAUCCGUAUUAUUUUUCUUUUCUGCUGAGUGGUGGCGGACCAAAACAUACGUAGCACGAAAUUUCACAAGGGUACCCCACCUUUGCUCUUUUUUCCUUAAAGUCUAUAUCCCCAAGUCUUCCAUGUCAAUUUUCCAAGUCAACUGACUUGUUUACCAUCUCCAUACCCAUAUAUUGUAGAGGGUUAAUAAUGAAAGAGAAUUACUAACCUUCUUGGUGGUUCUUUCCUUUCAAUUGGUUCAUGGCUGCUUUCUCUUUGAUUCUUCUCUUUGCACUCUUUCUCCCUCUUUUUCCUUUUAUCAAGGGUUGUCCACCAUCUUUUCCCUGUGGAAGGCUCGGUCUGAUUAGUUACCCUUUCACGGACACAUUUGGAUUUGAUGAGGGAUGCGGUCCCUUUGUGGUGGAUGAUUGCUAUAAAGAAAUUCCGAAGAUCCAGUUUGAGAGGGGAUCUGGAAAAUGGUAUCAAGUCGAAAGCAUCUCCCCAUAUGAAGAAAAUGGGAUCCAGUUACCGAGAGACAUUUCGUUUGACAUGCUUAUCAGUAAAAACUUUUCGUUUGACAUAAAGCUCCAGAAUCAGUUGAGUUCCGAUAAAUGUGAGUCCUUCAACAAUCUGAGUCUUCCCAAUCUCACAUACGCAUCUUUUCAAAUUGACUCCAGUCUAACAACCAUAUACAAAUGCAACCACUCUGUAGAUUUUCCAGAACCUUCUUUUAAUUUUAUUAAUUAUACAAAGUGCGCCGACUUCAAAAUCUAUUAUCCUAAGAAGGAUAAUGCAAGUAUACCGAGGCCUCUGCGUAACUGCUCAAUUGUGCAGCUCCCACUAAACACAAACAAUGAUCAUGACGACAUAUUCCGAAUGUUAGCUGCUAACUUCUCUCUUAAUGUAAGCAUACGGCCUCAUUGUUAUUACUGUCAUUUACGUGGUGGAGAAUGUAAAGAAUGUAUUGGUGAAGAGGGAAAUAAACCACCUCCUGGUCCUCAACCACCUCUGCCUCCUCCAAAAAGGACAGAAAGACACAAAGGAUUCAGAUUGAAGCUAGGGCUAGCCCUCUCAGCUUCUGGAAUUGCACUUCUAGUGAUAGUCUUUUGCUUCAGUAGAAAGUUAUCAUCCAAAUACUCCAUUUUCUAUUGGAAGAAGAACACACAAUGCCAUCAAAGUAUUGAGGCGUUUCUUAAGAACAAUGGAGUGAUGUCACCAAAAAGAUACAAAUAUACAGAAGUUAAGAAAAUGACAGGAUCCUUCAAUGACAAACUAGGCCAAGGAGGUUAUGGAAGUGUUUUUAAAGGGAAAUUACCUGAUGGCCGUCUUGUGGCAGUGAAGAUUUUGAAGGAAUCGAAGAGCAACGGGGAAGAAUUUAUAAAUGAGGUUGCAAGCAUUAGUAGGACUUCCCAUGUCAACAUUGUUGCUCUUUUAGGAUUUUGUUUUGAGGGUUCCAAACGAGCACUAAUCUAUGAAUUCAUGUUUAAUGGGUCUCUUGAGAAGUACAUAUAUGAAGAAAAUCCCUUGAAAGCUGAUCGUCAACUGGAUUGGGAAACAUUACACCAAAUUGCACUUGGUAUUGCUCGAGGAUUAGAGUACUUGCACCGAGGUUGUAACACAAGGAUUCUGCAUUUUGACAUAAAGCCUCAUAACAUUCUUCUAGAUGAAACUUUCUGUCCUAAAAUUUCUGAUUUUGGUCUAGCAAAAAUAUGUCCUAGAAAAGAGAGUAUCAUAUCAUUGAUGGAUGCUAGAGGGACUGCUGGAUAUAUCGCACCUGAAGUAUUUUGUAGAAAUUUCGGAGUGGUCUCUCACAAGUCUGAUGUUUAUAGUUAUGGGAUGUUAGUGCUAGAAAUGGUUGGAGGAAGAAAGAAUAUUUGUGUUGCUGUUGAUAAUACCAGUGAAAUAUAUUUUCCUCAUUGGAUAUUCAAGCGUCUCGAACUAGGAGAAGAACUUGAACUUAAAGGAAUUGAUAGCGAAGAAGACCACCUAACAGCCAAAAAAAUGGUGUUAGUGAGCCUGUGGUGCAUACAAACUGAUCCCUCAAAUCGGCCACCAAUGAGCAGAGUGGUAGAAAUGUUGCAAGAGAGACUCGAGUCACUAUCAAUCCCACCAAAACCAUACUUGUCAUCCCCUUCAAGGUCUUCUCUAAGGUCAGCGGCAAGUUCCUUGAUCUCAUAACAGUAAUUGUACUGAUUCUGAGAAAGUAAAAAAUACUUAUCGCUGGCAAUUUUGAGGUUUGAUAGCUGCUUACUAGGAAUGUCUUCUGAAAAUGUAACAUAGUCUGGGAUUAGGCUUGUUAUGUCAGCCUGGUUCAAAGUCUUCUCAUUACCAUUCGGUAAUGGUUGCAAGAUGAAUCCAUAAUAUUGCCCUAUUUCAGAAUAA